UAUCACGUGAUCUCCAGCACGAUGAAAGCCAGCGUGUGAUGUGCAUGUCGAAGGUUAUGCGGUACAUACAGGUGAUGUGUUUGAAGCGGUAACUUCAUGAAGUUUAACUAUGGAAUCAUAUGAAGUGGACGUUGUAAUUGUUGGGGGCGGUCUGUCAGGACUGUCAGCAGCGUUUUAUUUACUGAAGAAGGACCGAGGUCUAAAAAUAUGUCUUCUCGAAGCCAAGGGCCGAAUAGGCGGGAGGACGGAGACCCGGCAGCUUGACGCAGCAGAUGGCACCAAGGACUUCUGGGACCUCGGGGGCGAGUGGGUCGGCAGGUCUGGUGUCCUGCGCAGUGAUAGUGCUGGAAUAUUCCAUAAAAUUCUACCCAACUCACCCAAUCACUCGUUCUCCAGGCCGCAGACACACCUGCAGUAUCUGCUGCAAAAGUUCCGCAUGGACACCUUCAACCCCGUGGCCCCCCACACAGAGUCCCCCUUCACCCCUACCCCCAGACUUGCAUGGAAGACGCGACUCGACGUCAUACAAUUCUCCUGGAAGCUGAAACGACUGAAGGGUCGCCUGUCACAGAGCGACAUGAAGAACUCGGUGGAGGCGCUCAAGUGGGACGGCAUCACGUUCGAGAAAUAUCGGGAUGACAACUUGUGGACUGUAGAGGCCAAGAACCUUGUAGACGCGGCGUGUCGGUGUAUGUUUGGUCUGUCCCCGGCAGAAAUGACCCUGUUGUAUUUCCUCAUGUAUAUCAACUCGGCUGGAGGACUGAAAAUAUUCACCACACCGGCUGAGUUCACCGGCAGAGAAAGCAGGGUCAAGGGCGGAGUUCAGCAGCUGGCCACGCACAUGAUGCACAAGAUCGGCAAGAGAAACGUGCACUUGAACCACCCAGUGACGCAUAUAGUUCAGUCUGGGGAGAAGGUUACUGUUGUAACCGAAAACCGCCUCCAGGUGCAGUGUAGCAGGGUCAUCAUGGCGAUACCGCCACACCAUGCAGCCAGAAUCAAGUUCACGCCUCCCCUACCCUCUAGGAAAAUAAACCUCCUGAACAGCGUGCCUCUAGCCUUCCUGGUCAAAUUUGCGGUCACCUUCGAAGAGCCGUUCUGGAAGGACAGUGGGCCCGAUAAGCGCCAUUUUGGAUUCCAAACGGUAUUGGAGGACCCAGAACGUGGCCCGAUAGGGAUUGCGUAUGAUGCCACGUCUGCCAGAGGGAACCCAGCCCUCGCUGGCUUCCUGUCGUCUGCUUACGGCACAGAGGCUGAUCCUCGAAGACGACAGGACGCCAUCAUUGACCUCCUCGAGAGCGUCCUUGGUCCGAAUGUCCGUCAGUAUAAAGAUUUCGUCCAGAAGGACUGGAGCAAGGAGCCGUAUAACGGGGGAUGCUUCCUCAAAUCCCUCAUCCCUGGAACCACCAAGUACUUCAAUCAGGACCUUAGGGAGCCGUUUGAACGGAUCCAUUUCGCUGGAACUGAGACAGCUACGAUUUGGUGUGGGUUCAUGAACGGUGCCAUACAGUCAGGCUUCAGGGCAGCAACAGAGGUAUUGUAUCAUGUACGACCGCAGAUAAUUACCUCCCCUGAUCCCGAGUCCCAGCGGUUUUUCGACGAUGACGAGAACAGAUUCGGCGAUGACACGUACCUGCUUCGAUGGAUGUUGUUUGCAGCAGUUGGUGCAGGGUUUGCAUCGGCUCUGUAUGUAGUUCUCAAAUCUGACAAAGGAUUGACAAGGAAUUUCAUGGACAAUAUACGAAUUGUAUUUGACUGAUUCACAGUAUUUAUUGGAUGUUCAUUUUCGAAUAUUCCUCAUGUUGACAUUUUGGACCAGUCAUGAGACGCUUCCAGAUCUGAAACCAGUGCUGUGAAUUCUGGCGGGACGUGAUAGUAUCCAUGGGAGGCGGUGUUUGCUUGGUGCUUGUUGAACCGCCUGUAAAAUCCUUGACAGAAAUCUUUACAUGACAUUUCUUUGUGUAUUAAAAGAUGCCAUAAACAUGCUCUUGCAUUUUCCAUGAGAAUGAUUUAUGCUAUGCAAGAGACGACAUUCGUCUGUAGAAACCUUGAUAACAAAAAAUCAUGCAAUGCUAAUGAAUGGGGUGUGCAGUGUGGAUUCGUAAAUUUUGUUUAAAACAUGACAGUAUUUUACUAGGAGAGGUUGAGUAUUGCCAUUUUAAUGCAUGUCGCUGCCUGAAAUAAACAUGACAUGAUUACUA
Molecule: messenger RNA, 2201 nt
Organism: Haliotis rufescens (red abalone)
Lineage: Eukaryota; Metazoa; Mollusca; Gastropoda; Lepetellida; Haliotidae
Product: probable flavin-containing monoamine oxidase A
Exons: 11
Coding region: 110-1759 (549 amino acids)
Molecular function (GO): oxidoreductase activity
Source: RefSeq, a predicted model, not a curated record